AUGUACGGCAACGUAGGACUUUCUACACCUCGCGGUUCUGGGACAAAUGGUUACGUAGUUCGUAAUCUAUCUUUUAUCAGACCUCGCAAAGAUAUACAAAUUGAGUCUUUAGAUGAAGCUAAAGCAAAUGCCUCUACAUUUGCUAAUCGUAAACCUAAUCAAGAGAUAUUGGAUCAUGAAAGAAAGCGACAAGUGGAAUUAAAGUGUAUAACUUUUCAACAGGAACUUGAAGAGGCCGGGAAAACUGAGGAAGAAAUCGAACAAGAAGUCAAUUCGUUUCGUCAAUCGAUGCUUAGAUCCAUUGACAUUGUGAAGGAUAACAAAAACAUUCAGGAAUAUCAGACACAUCAUCUUUCCCAGGCUAAAAUCACGGAGAAUGAAAAAAUGAUGAGAGCUUUAGGUAUAAAUUCACAAUAUUAUGUUGAGGGUGCAGCAUUUGAUCGUGAAUUACAAGAAACGAAAAAGCAAGAAAGAAUUAUUCAACGAGAAAAGGAUCUUGAAGAACAUCAAAAAAGGUUAGAAGAGAAAGAGCGUGAAUUAAUUGAACGAGACAAGAAAUGGGAAGAAAAGUGGGAGGAAGACAAAAAGAAAAAAGAAAAAUUACGCAAUCUUCUUCGUGAGAAAGAAAGUCAUCCAGUAGAAAAAGAUGAUGAUAGGGAAUAUUAUUAUCGACGUGAAGAAAUACAUAAAAACAAUUAUAAAACUCGCGAAAAGAGUCGAAAAAGAAACUCAAGUGUCAGCGAAAGCGGUAGCGAAAGUAGCAAUACAGAAAGUAAUAGUAGUCGAGAUACUCGUGGCAAACGUUAUCAUAUGUCGCGUCGCGUUAGUAAACAAGGAGAUAGUGAUAUAAAUGAAAAAUAUUCAAGAAGAAAUAAUAAUGAUCAUUCUGACAGAGAAACUGAAAGAUAUCAUAAUUCAAGAGACCACAGAAUGCCUAGAUCCCCAAAACGGCGUCAAGGAUCUCCUACACGCAGGAGAAAUCGAGAUAAUAGUAUUCCUUCUUCUAGAAGAAAUCGGGAUGGAAGUUUAUCACCGCUUCCAAGAAGAAAUCGAGACAGUGUAUCUCCUUUUCAAAGAUAUCGAGAUAAUAGCUUUUCCCCAUCACGUCGAUCGCAAAGAAAUCAUAGUUCAAAAGAGUUUUCUACAAAUUCAGAAAGGAAAUCUUUUCGUAGCGUUUCACCACCUUCAUAUAGACAUUACCAGGAUGAUAAUGUUCGUUCUCGUUAUCGUAAUGAAUUUAAGUCAAGACGUGAUAUUUAUAGUUCGGAAAAGCGCAAUGAUUAUUCACCUCGAAGUAAUAAUGGAAAAGCAUAA
Messenger RNA from Funneliformis mosseae, 1314 nucleotides. NCBI's taxonomy places the organism in Eukaryota, Fungi, Glomeromycota, Glomeromycetes, Glomerales, Glomeraceae. The record is from the annotation of a GenBank genome assembly.